CUUUUAAGCCACCGACGUCGGCGCGCUGCUGGUGGCGACUGCGGUUUGGCUGCUGCUUGUCUUAGUUCUUUAAGUCCGUCGUUGGCCGGGCUCCUCUUCAGUUCGUGCUGACCAUCGUACCCGUGCGGACGUUCCAAGCUCAGAGACCCGAUCCGAUCCAGACGUUUCUCGUGUAGUGUGGCUGCACUUUGCACUAUUUGGCUCUACCAAAAACACCCCAAAACAGCAAAAGCCAAGCAAAACAUUUUGAAAUUUUCAAUGAAAAUCUGAAAAAAAGAUCAAGUUACGCGGCGCGAGUGCAAAUCAAAACGCAAAAAAAAAAAUAAAAAAAAAUAAAGAGAAAAAAGGAAAACCAUAUAUUAACGACUGCAACGAGGAGUACCAGUAAAAACCUCAACAGAUCUCAACGGAAAGCCACACACAGAAACAAAAAGAGAGUCUUCUUUGGCCUGCAACUGCAACAGAUCCCCGAGGCAGCAGCGCUUCUCUGGGAGCUUCAAGAAGCGGCACAAUGACAGCGACUGCGACAGCAGCGCCCGCGUCAGCAUCAGCAUCGGCAUCGGCAGCGGCAGCGGCGAGAAAGCAACCUGCAACAAUCGCAAUGCUCAAUGGAAACGCUUUUACGGUUAAGCGGCUCUUAGCGCUGCUCAUCAUCUUCACAGUGCUGCACAGGAGUGAGGCCCUGGAGCUCGGAGACAAGUGCCAGCAUGAUAUGGACUGUACAGAUUUCAUCAAGGGCUCCAGCUGCUCGGCCCUGGGCUACUGCGAGUGUGCGCCAUAUUUUGUUCAACUGAAUUCCAAGCGCUGUUUGUCAUCCCAACUCUUAGGCGGCGACUGCCAGCUGAGCGAGCAGUGCUCGAUGAAGGUGGCCAACAGCAGCUGCCUGGAUGGGGCAUGCCGCUGCGUCGAGGGAUUCUUGCAGUUCCGCAAGCACACCUGUCUGGGACCUGCCCACCCCGGCGCCGUCUGCUACAGCCACGCCCACUGCCAAAUGUUCGACACUCGCACCCACUGCGACUUCCUGAUCCCCAAUCUGUUCGGACGCUGCCAGUGCACGGCUCCCGCCAAGAUGGUCGGCGGUCUCUGCCUGGCCCCAGCCGCCGAUGAGGAAGCGGAAGAGAAGCCCGUCGUGAAGGUGGAGAAGGUGACAUCCACAACAACAUCCACAACCACCACCCCAGAGCCCACAACCAGGAGAACCACUACUACCACAACGACAACUCCUGCACCCACCACCACAACGACCACAACUGCUGCUCCAAUCUUGCUGGAGGAUGAGCUGCCAGCCAGCGUGGAGGAGCAGACCCUGGAGGAAGACGACGGCGAGGCCGCCAAACUGAGGCCAGAGAUCUCCGAGCUGGACAAUGGCGAAAAGCUGGAGGCCAUAGACAUGGCCCACGAGGAGACAGAGCUUACCCAGCAGCAGGAGCAGCAGGAUGCGGAGAAGGAACAGCAAGAAGCUGCUGCUGCUGCUGCGGCAGCAUCGCAUGGCACAGCUGAAGAUGGUGCCACAACUGGAGUCCAACAGCUGCUGACACCCGCCGAUGUGCCCACCGAGAAUGGCGUCGGUGUGGAGCAGGAGACGGAAGGCGGCCCCACCGAGGACUAUCCCUACAAGAUCGAUGAGGAGUAUACAGAGGAGCACGAAAGCAGGCCCGAUCUGGUGGGAGAACAGCCCGAACACCAAUACGAGGCAUCAGCACCCGCACCCGAACCCAUUAAAGCCGACGAGGAUGCUGUGGAGGCCUCGGGGGCUGAAGAGAUUGCCUCAUCGCCCGUCGACGAUACCAUGAAAUUCGAUUACGAAACGCCCGUCGAGGAGGCGGAGAUGGAGGCUGACAAAGAGGUGGAGUCGCAACCACAGACAGUAGACCAUCAUGAUGUUGAUGAGGUGGUGCCCAUUGAGGCCGAGAGCGAGACUGAUGCGGAGGCAACCACUCAGCCACAGACGCAGACACAGACCCAGACCCAGACGCUGCUGCAGAAUGAAGACGACCAGGAGUCAGACCAGACAGUGGCUGACGAGGAAUUGAUACCCGUGAAUGGAGCUGUAGCUAGCGGAGCAGAAAUUGAAAGUGUGACGAAGGUGACAGAAGAAGAGGUACCUGAAGAGGCGGAGGAGGAGGAGGAGGAGGAAGAUCAAGCUUCGGGGGAUCAUGAGAUGGAGACGCCAGACGCCACGGCAGUGCCUAAUGAUGAGGUCCCACCCAAGCAGAUGGACGAUCAGCAGGAGAAGGAGGAGCCAACAGAAGCGCUGAAGAUCGAAGUGCCGGCAAAGGUGGAACCAGAGAGUGAAAGCCAAAACGAAGCGGAAAAGGAACAGCCUGAGGAGGAGCAGGUGGAGGAGGAAGAGGUGGAGAAGCCAGAGACACAAACCGAAGCCGCAGAAAUGGAGCCAGCAACAGAAGCUGAACCAGAACCAGAGCAGCAACCAGAGGAGGAGCCAGAGCCAAAGCCAGUGGCAGAGAUGGAGCCAGAGACGGAGACGGAGACUGAAAUCGAUCAACCAGAACAAAGCGCCGACAUCAAGCCGACAAGUGGCGAAGAUGAUUUAAAUGAAGCCAAUCAAUUAAAUCAAGAUCAAGACCAAAAGCCACAGGCACAGCCAGAGAUUGCGAUCGAGGCUGAGAAGGGGGAGGAGAAUGUGGAAGAGAAAGAGCCAGAACCAGAGGCAGACGCAGACGCAGAGGCAGACCAAGAGCCCGAGCCAGUGGAAGAGAUGCAGAUCCAUCAAGAUGCAGAUGAAGCCACAACAGAGCCACAACAAAUCAAAGUGAAACCAGUCGAAGAGGAGAAGCAACAGCCAGAGGAAGACACUGAAACGGAGACGGUGGCAAUCACCGAAGCAGAGCACGAACAAUUGACAUACCCAACAAAUGAUGAUGAAUUGGCGCCAGCCGAGUCCCAGCCAGAGGAAGAGCCAGCGCAAGAGCAGGAGCAGCAGACCACAGAGGCGGCACCCCGUGAACCAGAAAUUUCUAAUGUCCAAGAGGAGAUCGCCACAGAGCUGCCUGAACAGCAACAGGUGGAGCAAGAAGCAGAGGUGGAGGCAGCGGCAGAGGCAGAGGCAGAGGAGGAGAUCGUGGAGGAAAAUGCAAAUGCAAUUAAAACGCCUGAAGUGUCGGAAGAAGUUGCAGAGCCCGAGGCACAGGCAGAGCAGAGCCCAGAAGAGCUGCAAACCGAAUCAGUGACAGAGAAGGACGCAGAAGUAAAGCCACAGGCCGUUGCUAAUGAUGAGGUGUCGCAGGUGGAUGUGAAUCAAGAUGUAGCACAGCUGCCAAUUAAGACACCUGAAGAUAUUGAGCCGGAAGCCAGCGAAGCUCUGACAGAGAUCACUCCAUCAUCGGAUCUGGAAACCGAAGUCCAAGACGAAACUGUCACCGAACGCAGUGAAAGUGCAGAGGAGCAGCCGGAAAGCCAGAAAGAUGAAACGGAAACCAUCAAAAACGAAAAUGAUAACAUCAUCCAAGGAGCCGAACCGAAUGUCGAUCAAGAAACUAUUCCAGAGCCCGAGCUCGAGCCAGCGGCACAGUCAGAGCCACAGCAUGUUGUCCCCGAAGAAGAGGAAGAGCUGAUCAAGCCAGAGAUGGACUACACCAGCAUCGAGCACCUCCAAGAGCUGCCCAAGCAGGAGGACGAGCCCAAGCCAGUUGUCAUUGAAGAGGCGGAUUACACCCAAGCGGAGACGGAGACAGAGACAGAGCCAGAGACAACUCCCGCACAGGAGGCAUCCAACGACGAUGAUGAUGAAGCCACCGCCGAGUCCACUGUGGCCCCUCAGAUCAGUGUGGAGCCCAGUGCGAUUGUGAGCGAGGAGCAGGACCAGGAACAAGAUCUGGAGAAGUUCCAUGAGAGCGAGAGCAUUGCCGACAUCCUCAGCGACCUGAUGCUGGAGGGAGACAGCACCGUUCCUCCAGUGCCCUUCGGCCAGCAGCCCGCUCAGACCGUGCCAAUGGUAGAGGCCAACGAGGAUAACGAGGAGGCCCAAGCGGAAGAGGCUAUUCCCGAUCUCGUGGCAGAGGCCGAUGAAACACACGAUCAGGUGCAUGUCGAGCAGGUCCAGGCCCCAAAUCAGACAGAGGAGCAAGUUCCCGCCAUUCCAGAUCUCUUUGCGGAGGCAGCAAAUGAUGAAGAGCAGGAGGAGGAUCAGGCCACACCCAUUCCCGAACAGGCAGCAGCGGAAGAGGAGCCCCAGCAGGAAUCCACCACGGAUGCCAAGGUGCAAGCGGAUGAAGAGAAGCUGAUUACCUUCUAUCCAGAGGAACAGCAGGAGACCGAAUCGAUUCCAGAGGAAGCCACCACCGUUAAGGAACCCCAGACACAGGAGCAGCAGCAGCAGCAAGAGGAAGAGGAGCACACCUUGUCUCCCGAGGAGCUACCCUUCGACCUCAGCGAUCACUCUCAGCCCAUUCGCAUCAAUGAGCUCGAGUCGGACAACCUGAUUGUAGAGUCCACCACCGUCACCGAUGGCAUCCAUGAGCUGUUCAGCAACCACAUCGAAGAAGAGCCUGCCUCCCAUCCCAUCGCCCAUGAGGAGGCUACGCCCAAUCCCGCCGACAUCGUGGAGAUCACCACCCAGACGAUGCUGGGCCUGGCUAGCCGUGUGACCCUAAUGGAGCCCGCUGCCCCCGUGGCUACCACCCUGAUGCCCCUGAUGCCCUCAGAUGAGCCCACACCCGAGCCAGUGGUGCCGGCCUUCUCUUCGUCCUUGCUCAAACCUGGAUCGGAGCUGCGCAAGCGCGUGGAUCUCGGCCUGGAGGCCAUCUCCCUGGGCCUGCCCUGCAGCAGCGAUCGUCAGUGCCAGCUCUCGGAUCCCCACACGGUGUGCAAUGGACGGGGAGUCUGCGACUGUGCCGGUAGCAGCGAGAACGGAGGCCAAUGCAGUGCCCAGAGAACAGGAUGCAGUCCGGGAACAUUCCAGUGCCGCUCCAGUGGCGUCUGCAUCUCCUGGUUCUUUGUGUGCGACGGACGCGCCGACUGCAACGAUGACUCCGACGAGGAGUGCACCCACAAUGCCCGCCUGAACCAGACCUGUCCCACGGAGUCGUUCCGCUGCCAGCGCAGCGGUCGCUGCAUCUCCCGCGCCGCUCUCUGCGACGGACGCAAGCAGUGUCCCCACGGCGAGGAUGAGCUGGGAUGCGACGGCAGUUUCAAGGGCGGCAACGCCUGUCCCGAGCACACGUUCCGCUGCAAGAGCGGCGAGUGCCUGCCGGAGUACGAGUACUGCAACGCCAUUGUGUCCUGCAAGGAUGGCAGCGACGAGCCGCCACAUCUGUGCGGCUCUCGGUCCGUGCCCAGCCUGUUCAUGCGUCUGAUCGAGGCGGGUGGCCUUCUGGGUGGUGGACGCCGCGAGGCGGACGCCUAUUGUCCGCAUCGUUGCAGCAACGGACUGUGCCGCUCUACGGCCAUUGUGUGCUCCGGACGCGAUGGAUGCGGGGAUGGCACCGACGAACAGACCUGUGCCGUGUGUCGUUGUCCUGCCCCAACUGCUGCCAGCCUGCCCGGAUAUCUGGCCCGGCAGCGCCCCAUGCCACUGUGGUAGGGGACAUAGGAUAGGAAUCGGAAACCAAUUAUCCAACACCGACUGCAACGUUUUGCCACACUAUUCUUCGAGCUUUCCAACACUAUCUGUCGCACAACCCCCGCAUAUUCGAGACGAUUUUUUGCCUAGCAUUUAAGUUGAUUUUUUAACAAAUUAUUUAUUUAUUUAUUAUGAUUUUAGCUGCGCCCUUGCCACGCCCAAUUGCCACCUUGCUAUCAAAGGGCUCCCCCCUUUGAGCCAGUGAUGUUUGUCAAUUGAGCCACUGGACGCAUCCCUAAAAGUCCCAUAUCCCCCCUGCCCCCACACAAACACACACACUCAAACACCCAUUUCGACUAUUUAUUCUACUCAUCCCGACCAUCGAACUAAUUUUUUUUGUACCUUCAUGCCCAAAAGGAACCACACUACUCUAUCACCCACACACGAACACACGAAAACACACAAACAACAAUCUUCAUUUAGUUUAGUUUUAUGGAAUUUUCUAAUCUAAUUUAUUUAAAUUAUUGGCCCGGCAAACCCAGAAACGGAAACAGACACAGAAAAAAGGGAACUAAGCGAAAAUCCCCCAUUAAAUUGAUGCAUUUUUAUCGAUUAAUUUUUUGUAAAUAAGUAAACAAUUGUUCGAUGUACACGAUAAACGAUAAACGACAUUGACUAUGCAGAAACGUAAGGCAUACAAUCCCGGGCAGCCAACCAUCAGAUCAUAUCCCCUAUAUCUUAUUAUAUGUACUGUAUGUAUUGUAUGUAUUUAGGGUACGACCCGAUCACCGGGCGGCACUCACACAGAUUUUCUCAAAGUCAAGAAGCAUCACAAUAAAAUAAAUAAAGUCCAAUCCAUUGAAGCAGGCGAAAAAUGCAUCAAAAAAGAAAUGACAAUAAAAAGAAACAAAAUC
Drosophila pseudoobscura is the source of this 6435-nucleotide messenger RNA. It is a transcript of the gene ImpE1, whose product is annotated as Ecdysone-inducible gene E1. Gene Ontology annotation, molecular function: protein binding. Lineage: Eukaryota; Metazoa; Arthropoda; Insecta; Diptera; Drosophilidae. The record is from RefSeq and is a predicted model, not a curated record. The transcript has 7 exons. Bases 512 to 5542 code for a protein of 1676 amino acids.